Messenger RNA from Phodopus roborovskii (desert hamster), 829 nucleotides. RefSeq names its product BLOC-1 related complex subunit 7 (gene Borcs7). Gene Ontology annotation, cellular component: BORC complex. The record is from RefSeq and is a predicted model, not a curated record. NCBI's taxonomy places the organism in Eukaryota, Metazoa, Chordata, Mammalia, Rodentia, Cricetidae. The transcript has 5 exons. The coding region runs from base 54 to 371 and encodes 105 amino acids.
UUUGGCCCCAGGGACUCGCCGUCGUCCGGCUGAGGUGUUCGCCGGUUGAGACCAUGGCGGCUGGCACGCCGGACUCGCAGGCACGAUUUGGUCAGUCUGUGAAGGGGCUUCUCACGGAGAAGGUGAACACCUGCGGGACCGACGUGAUCGCCCUCACCAAGCAGGUGCUGAAAGGCUCCCGGAGCUCCGAGCUGCUGGGCCAGGCAGCUCGAAACAUGGUCCUACAGGAGGAUGCCAUCUUGCACUCAGAAGAUAGUUUAAGGAAAAUGGCAAUAAUAACGACACAUCUUCAGUACCAGCAAGAAGCUAUUCAGAAGAAUGUUGAACAGUCACCUGACCUACAGGACCAGUUGAGUCAUUUAUUGAAGUAGCAUGUCAUAUGUCAUAACAGUAAUUGACUUCUUUGCCUGCUGCUGACGGGCAUCCAUUUUACACAGCCAUCACGAUGGGCUUGGUUUCCAUUUUCAUCUCCAAAAGUUCAUGUGGAAAAGACUUGUGAAAAGAAGCCAGGUGAUUGAACUUGGAAUCACUAUUUUGUUUUUUGGGUUUUUUUUGGUUUUUUUUUUUUUUUUUUUGAGACAAGGUUUUUCUGUGUAACCCUGCCUGUCCUGGAACACAUUCUGUAGACCAGACUUGACCCUAACUAACUCAGAGAUCUGUCUGCCCCUGACUCCUGAGUAUGGAGACGAAAGGCGUGCACCAUCACUGUUUGUCCUUGGAAUUGCUUCUUAAAUUGAAUUGACCCAUGUUCUUAUCAGAUAUUUAAGUUGUAUUUAAUUUCAUAUUAAAAUCAAUAAGUUCAAUCAUUAGCACUGAAAAUAAAAGACAC